Chlamydomonas reinhardtii is the source of this 4468-nucleotide messenger RNA. RefSeq lists its product as uncharacterized. The record is from RefSeq and is a predicted model, not a curated record. NCBI's taxonomy places the organism in Eukaryota, Viridiplantae, Chlorophyta, Chlorophyceae, Chlamydomonadales, Chlamydomonadaceae. Gene Ontology annotation, molecular function: calcium ion binding. Bases 310 to 4320 code for a protein of 1336 amino acids. The transcript has 8 exons.
GAACAUUUUGUCUAUGCUUCAAGUAAAUGCUGUGAGAACGCACGGGCAGUCCGAAACCGUGACCGUUCGAUUGAAAGUGCAGGUCCGUUUAACAGCCACCUGCACCAUUUCCAGCACUUAAUUCUUACGAGUACUGCGUUCGCAGGCCCGGUGACUACUAGGCAUCUACCUGGCUCGAACUACAAUAGCACCUGGUCAAGGCGGUUUCCUAACAGACGGAUUCUCGCAUUCACCAAGAGAGAUACAUUCAGUGCAACUAUGUCAUCUAGCGAGUAAUAGGCGUGCCCAGCUGCGCGGGCGUCGGGCGUGAUGGCACCUCGGUCUCCUGGACCAGAGAAAAUUGCGAGGCUCCCACGACUCGAUGAGGCUCUUAAGGCCAAGGCCACACGCAGCUGCGAGACGUCCAACAUCCGCGGCUGGCUGCACACGCACCGCAUGAUCGGAACUGUGGAUGAGCUGCAUCCGGCAGUCGAGCGCCUCAUUGCCAAGUGGUUCGAGCUGGUGGAUGACGACGGGUCGGGGACCCUCAGCAGGAGUGAGCUCUUUGAGGCGCUCAAGGCGGCGCAGGUGCCAUGCGAUGACGCCACCAUCACGAGCCUCAUUGACCUGAUGGACAUCAACAAGGACGGCCUGAUCGGCUGGGAUGAGUUUGAGAUGUUCUUCACAGAGGAGUUCGUGCUGGGCAAGAACUUGACCGGCGGCGAGUACCUGUUGCCCACUGGUAUGGCGCUGCCGUUCGGGGCCAUGGUGGACAAGCUCAGCCGCGACCGACUCAUGCAGGAGAUCAUGACGCCUGGAUCCAACCGAAACCGCUGGGCCGACGUGGCUCGGGACCCGGAAGCGCUGUCCGCCGCCAUGUCCGCCAUCCGCAAGGCGCGUGAGGUGGCCAAUGCCGCACACGACGCGAUGUCCGGCACACAGGCCAGCCAGGCCCAGCCGCUCACACCGCGCAAAGCACUGACCCAGGCCAUGCUAGAAGAGAUCUCAGCAGAGAAGCGAAAGAGCGAGGCGGUGAUGGCGGCGGCGGCGGCCGCCGCAGCCGCCGCGGCGGCCGCCGCAUCACCGCCGCGUGCCGACCGCAGCAGCCGCAGCAGCACACCUGUGCCCAUGGGCCGGACAGAGUCGUUGGGCGGCAUGCGCAGCAGCAGCAGGAGUGGCACGCCCACUGCCAUGACGCCUCUGCCGCCCGGCCUGACUGCGGCGGCGGCGGCUCCAGGCGCCGUCCGGCUCCGAGCGCCCCCUGGUGACCAGGGCCAGGAACUGCUGCGGCGCACGCUGUCGCUCUCGCAGCCAUCCCUGAAUCGCACACAGCCCCUGGAGCAGACUCCCUCGCAGCCACACAACACUUUCUUCGGCUCUGGCGGCGGCGGCGGCGGUGUCUCACCACCAGCAGGCAUGCAGUGGCAGUCGUCCCACUCAUCCAGCCGCCGCAGGGCCUCGUCCAGUCCCUUCACACCACAGUCAGGAGCAGGCACGGCAGGUGUGGCGCCCGCACACGCACGCUGCGGCACACCUACGCCACCAACCCAUGGGAGCUCGGAAAGCCAACAGCGGCUGCCGCAGCAGCAGCUUCUGCGUGUGGGUCAGGCGGAGGUGGAGGUGGAGGUGGAGGACGCGCAGCGGGCGCUGCUUCGUAUGCAGCUGCGUGCGCACAGCUGCACGGAGCUGCUUCCCUCGCAACAGCCGCAUCAUGGCCGUGCGCAGCCGCUCUCACCCAGCUCGCACUCUCAACCGCAGCAACCGUCGCAGCCUGGACAGGUGCCCCUGUCUCCGCAGCCGCAGCCGCCACAACUGCCACCCAAGCUGGGCUUUGUGUCAGCCUCCGCCUCCGCCGCAGCAGGGCCCGGCAGCUGCUACAGCCCCGGGUCUGUCCGCGCCGGCCGAGCCCUCAGCAGUAGCACCACUGGCUUGUGCACCGGUAUGACAGCAGUGGCGCCCACCAGCCCUGGACCCGCAUCCAGCGCAGACCCUGCUGGGCUGUCGCCGCCGCCUCGGGUGCUGCUGCCGCCGUCCCCUGGCGCCGCUCGCGGCGCCACGUCCCCUGGGCCAGGUGCCAGCACCGCGUUUGCCGGACACGAGGGCCCAGCGGCGGUCCCCCGACAACCAGACCCGCGGUUGGACCCGCCGCAGCAGUCGCUUGACUCGGCCUCCUCGCUCGUCCUCGGCGACCUACCGCUGAUACCCAUCUGGUGGGACUCGGUCGAAUUCCCGGCACAGGACAAAUCAGGCGCCGGAAUCCGGGCCGGGUGCGCCACAGCGCCGCCGACGGCGUUGCGGCGGCCGCCGCCGCCACCGCUGCAGCUGGGGUCGCCGACAGGCGCGCCGCCCGUGUUGGGCCCGCCGCCUGUGGUCUCCAGGACUGGGCGGCGACGGUCCGUUGUAGACGCGCCCAGUCCUUUGGGCCGUGCAUCUGGAGGCGACCUGCCGAGCCCGGUCACACGCUUGCUCCAGCGCACCGGCUCGGAGCAGUCCGGGGCCGGAAGCAGCACCACGCACGGCGGCAGCGGAGGCGGCAGCAGCACCGGGAGGUUUCAGGGUGGGCUCAGCAGCCCCGUCCUUGGCGCCAGUGCCCGUGCUGCUGCCAGUGGCGGAACAAGCCCCGGUGCGCCGCCGCUGAGCCCAACGCCCUCGCCGAGCGCAGCGGCUCAGGCAAUCGGUGGCGGUCGGCCACACAUCAUGUCCCCGACCUUCGCCUCCGCCAACCACCGCCGCAUACCGCAUCGCACGCGGAGCGUGGUUGGACAGAUGGCGGAGAGGAUUACGGAGGAGCGUAAGGCAGCAGCAGCGGCAGCAGCAGCAGCGGCAGUACUGCAGCCGUCCGUAGCCGAUGUUGCGGCGGCAGUAACCGCCGCAGCGACGCGCGGCUACAGCCAGCAACACCAGUCAGGCGCAGCUGACGGCGCUACAGCCAGCGGCGCGCCCGGCCCGUGGUGCUACAGCAGCCCGGACCGGAGCCGCAGUAGCCUGGGUGGCACGGGGUCGCAGUUCGGUAUGGGCGGCGCAGGCACUGGCGUGGGCCUCAGCUCGGGCGCAGCAGGUGGGGCAGCAAUGGGAAUCUCGUGUUGCAGCGACGGCGGCAAUCGCAGCGCCGCCGGCAGCCCUCAGACCUUCAUCGCCCCGCCUUUGAUGCCGCCGUCUGCGGCUGCAGCAGCUGCCGCCGCUGCGGCCCCCACCGCCGUGCCGGAGCUUUUGCACCACAUGCUGCAUACGCGCUCCGCCGUCUUAGGCCAGCAGCUGCCAGCGGGUGCGGGGGCGUGCGAGUCCGCCAACUCAAUGUCUGACUGGCACGAGUAUUCGGAGCCCGCAGCGGAGCGCCGCGAGCACCUACUCCACAAUACUGCUGACGCCGGCAGCGCAGGGGCUGAAUCAAGUGAUGACGAUGCUGGGCUAGCUGGGCUGUCCUCGGACUAUCUCUACCCCCGCAGCAGCCUGCGCCGCCAGCAGCCGCUGCAACACACACCGCAGCAGCUACAGCCACUGCUGCAGGCAUCACAGUCGUCGCGGUCGUUCAGGGCGGAACAGCAGCAGUUGCAGCCGCAGCAGCUACAGCCACAGCGGUUGCAGCCGCAGCAGCUACAGCCGCAGUCGGCUAGCAGCCCCAAUCAGCCCCGCGCACCCGUGGUGCCGAAACUGCGGCUGCCCGCCAGCACCGCCGCUUCUCCCCAGCAGACACUCACCCAUGCCGCCUCGGCGGCGUCGCUAGGCAAUGGCUCUUUUAGCGAUGACAACCGCGGCCGCCUGAUGGUGGUCAACGACGUGGUCGCACAGAUUGUGGAGCAGCACGAUGCGGCCACAGCCGCCGCCGCCGCGGCGGCGGCGAAGCUGGCCCCCACACGGCUGACCUACAGCGGCAGCGCCGCCAAAGCUUUGCCCGUGCUGACUGACGCCGACGGCAUGAACGGCUACCUGGAGGAACUGCUACUGCCGCCUGCACACACAGGGGCGGCGCAGCUGCAGCAGCGGCGGCGCACAACGCCGCUGAGGCUGGCCACCCUACCGCCGCCGCCCUCGCCACCGGACACGGCACGCACACGCGGCCUCAAGGCAACGGUGGCAACCGCGAUGGCCACGAUGGCCGCAGCGGCGGCGCUGGAGGAGCAGUGGAGUGAGGAGGCGCAGCGCGGAGGGGAAGGCGGGAGUUGUAGGGAUGCAGGGCCGGGAGCGGGGAGGGGGAGCCAGCAGCAGUCACGCAGUGCCUCGGUUCAGGGGCUGGGGCAGGGACAGCAGGGGCAGGGGCCGCUGGGGGGCGAGGCGUCGCGGCUGCGGCUGCCGGAGGCGCUUGUGCGGGAGGUGGUGUCGAGGGGGAGGGGUAGGAGCUAGUGCUGGCUGAGAGGUGGAAGGGGCAUUAACUUGCUGCAGUAUAUUUGGCUGGACGACUGCAGCAUGAAGCAUUAAUGCGAUGCGUGCUGCUGAGUGCUGACAAAGCUACCGAGGCUGUGUUAUGGCCAGGUUAAAAGAAGUUCUGUAC